AAGGACAUGAUUUUUAGGGAAAGUGUAAUGUGGGGAAAAAAAAUAAAAAGGCAACCAAAAAGAAAAAGGAAAACUAACGAAAUGGCUUGAUCUAAUUAAUGUCAUGCAGCUUGAUCUAAUCUGUGCAACUAAGGGGACUGAAGCAUGGGUUGAGAAGCUCAAGUGGGAAGGACUCGAGACGUUUUUAAGCAUGGAGAGGACUCCUUUGUAUUGUGGGACAGAAAGUGCCACAAAGGGGUUCAAGAGAUCAUAUAAGAACUUGCACUUUUACUGGAUUCUUGGCGCAGGCCACUUUGUUCCAGUGGAUCAACCCUGCGUAUCACUGGACAUGGUCACUGCCAUCACACAGUCACCUGCUUCUACCUGAGGCUACAGCAAUAAAGAAAAAGACAGACGAUGGGGACUUCUGGUUCUGAUAGGUCAAAUACCUCAAAUCCUAUGACACAGACAAAAAGAAGGAGGACGGUGCAGCUUCUUUCUUUUCUUUUCUUUUUUUCCCCUUCUAGAAAAGUAAAUAACAGCCAUGUCCAUUUUUUGAUUUCACAUCUUUGUAGAAAAAAUGGAAGGACAAUGUAUCAGUACGCAAACAAAUUUGAAAUCAGCAAAAGAAUUUGUCCCAGUGAUA
This is a messenger RNA of Eucalyptus grandis, 625 nucleotides long. Its product is annotated as serine carboxypeptidase-like 51. The coding region runs from base 104 to 367 and encodes 87 amino acids. Lineage: Eukaryota; Viridiplantae; Streptophyta; Magnoliopsida; Myrtales; Myrtaceae. The record is from RefSeq and is a predicted model, not a curated record. Gene Ontology annotation, biological process: proteolysis. Gene Ontology annotation, molecular function: serine-type carboxypeptidase activity. The transcript is spliced from 3 exons.